AUGGUGCACACACUUGGAAGUUACAGCUUGUCCGAAAUCAAGCAUUCCACGCUUAUAAUCCCGUCAAUUGCUAUGGGGAACAUCCCACAGCUAACUGUAGAUCUAUUGAUACAUACGCUCUCGUUCACCAAAAUAGCUAUACUCGACGACACCUACCUCCACCCAUUUUCGUCACCCAAUGACUUUCUGGAGCUCGUUGAUGCGACAGUAACUGCGAAAUAUGGCAUAGCUAACCCCUUAGAAGUAUACUAUAGUGCCAAGGACAACCUCACCUUGAUCCAACAGAGGUCUCCCAUAAUAAAUAACUUCACUGAAAUAUUCGUGGACAGUGUGAUCUACAAAUUCAUUGAAGAACAAGAGUUUUCCAAGAUUAUUCUUUUGGAUUCGUCGGACGCUGGUCUUUUGGAGAACUUGACCAGUGAAAAUAAGGUUGAAAUAUUCACCAACGAAGACUUGAUGUACAAGUCGCUUGAGUCGUUGAAGAUUUCCAAUAAGUCUGAACCCCAGUCUCUAGCAUCAAAUGAUCCGUACAAAUACACCAAGUACAUACAGCAGCUAAUUAAGGCUUUGAGACCUACUAAAAUUGAACUUGAUGUACUUGUAUCACAUGUAUAUGAGGGUGAUAAUUUCAAUGAUGCCGAACUCUUGGCUGACCAGCUUGUGUCGAGGCUAGAAACUAAAGAUUAUAAGAAGUGGGUGAGACCAAUAAGUUGGUCUGGAGCGUACGGUGACAAGCCUGUUCCCAACGCAAUGGAACAAGGGUUAUAUGGUUAG
Messenger RNA from Dujonia railenensis, 774 nucleotides. The record is from the annotation of a GenBank genome assembly. NCBI's taxonomy places the organism in Eukaryota, Fungi, Ascomycota, Pichiomycetes, Serinales, Debaryomycetaceae.